Messenger RNA from Caenorhabditis elegans, 1521 nucleotides. RefSeq lists its product as uncharacterized. Lineage: Eukaryota; Metazoa; Nematoda; Chromadorea; Rhabditida; Rhabditidae. The transcript is spliced from 4 exons. Bases 9 to 1301 code for a protein of 430 amino acids. The record is from RefSeq and is marked reviewed.
AGGUAAUGAUGGCCUUUCAUCGCUUCCUGCUCAUGGCUCUGCCGAUGUUGGUCUCUGCUGCUGUCAGCAUUGACUGUUCAAGAGAGAACUCAUGCUUCGGGGAGCCGUACGGUUGCAGUCCAAACGCCGGAUGCAACUCGCUCUUCCACUUCGACACUGACCACAAUCUGCAUUUCUACAUCCGCAAUUUCACCGAUAUGAGUGGCUACGCAGCAUUUGCAGUCAACAGAAGUUCAGACGAGACGAUUGAAUACUUUGUGAUUCUUCCAUACCAACGACAACUUCUUCGCGCUCAUGCCGACUUCGGAGGAAGAGUGCUUAUUUCCGAAAAGAGAAUCUCUGGUGAUGUGGAAUAUCUUGGCAAAACUGACUUUCGUUGUACUUUCCCGGCUUCCGAACUCCCAACCAAGUUCCAACAAGAGCAAUUAUUCUUUGUGUCAAAGGGAACUUUUGUUGAAUCGUUCUUCGUCCACGACGGCAUUCAACUGUUCAAUUUGGAGGACGAUGCUCAAUUUGAUAUUGUUUCUGCUGAAGUUCCAUUGACUCCAUCGAUUUAUCACAUUGGUUCUCAAGUCGGAGGGAGUUCCAUGGAAGACGUGCUGACUUCAGAUGAAAAGGACUCACUUUCAGAAGCGAUCAGUAACUUGCCCAAGAGCCCCAAGAGCAAGACAGACAGAGAUCUAGAGACGUUGGCUCAAUCUGGAUCGAAAACUCGCGAUUCUCACUCGCGCCGCCGCCAAUACCCGGAAUACGAGUACGAGGACGAAGAUCGUGAGGAGAUGGAGUCCCGGCCAAGACGUCGUCACAGCAACAACGCUAGAGGUCGCUCAACUCGUAAGCAUCGUGAGGAAGGUGAAUCGGACGAUGAGAAUGAGGAUUAUGAAGAGGAGGAAAGUAAGACUCGUAAAACCAACCGUCGCAGUCGCAACGAUGAUGAUGACAUUCUCGACGAUGAAGAUAACUUCAAACCCCGCAGAAAACCUUAUGGAGGUCGCUCAGCUCAUAGAAACCGAGAGGAAGAUGAUUAUGAGGAUGAUGAGGAUUAUGAGGAAGACAAUAGUUUUAAGCCUCGUAAAACUAACCGUCGUAGUCGCAUCGAUGAUGAAGAUGAGUCCAAGCCACGGAAGACACAGAGAGGGCGGAAAAACAAGAAGGAUUCCGAUGAGGAUGAGUUGUUUGAUACAGAGGAAAACGAUGAGGACUGGUCUGACCUGGACAAUUCUGGAAGUAGAUUGGAUAAAAGGAAGCACAUUGUUUGUGAUCUUGUUGCAAUUGCUCUCAUUUUGGUUUUCAUGUUUUAAGUACUAACAUGUCUUAAGUACCAAUAUCAAAUUUUAGAAAAUGUAUAAUGUAUCACUCUCCCCACCUCACUAUCACCCCAAUUACUCACCAUUUACACUGCUAACACACCUAGUUUCUUAUCCAUUUUGCAUGCCUUGCUUGAAUCUUAGAUACCACUUUUUUUGCAUUCUUAAUUUUUUUUUGCAAAUUGCUCAAAUUAACAAUACACAUACGGUUUUU